Molecule: messenger RNA, 708 nt
Organism: Melampsora larici-populina 98AG31
Lineage: Eukaryota; Fungi; Basidiomycota; Pucciniomycetes; Pucciniales; Melampsoraceae
Exons: 5
Coding region: 1-708 (235 amino acids)
Source: RefSeq, a predicted model, not a curated record
AUGCGAGGGUCUAGUGUUCGACGGAAGCUUCGCUCCUCAGCAGGCGGCGAGAUGGCUCAAAGCAACAUCGAUCCGCCCGAAUCAAGAGACGACAAUCCUUCCAGAUUGAAACGCAAACAAAGCAGUGUGGAUGAGGAUGAAGAAGUAGUGAUACCUUCGAAGAAAAAGAAACAAGACCUUGAAGAGGGUGUUAUCUCGGUUGGCGCAAAAACCUCUCGAACUCGUCUCCUGCAGCUUCUACAAAACCGUCUUGUUUCGAAAAAAAAAGGAAGACUUUCGAGCAAAGCACCAGAACCCACCUCAUCAACCUUAGAUAUAGCUCAAGACCCAGGCGAAAAAUCAGCAGCAGAGGAUCAGGCUGUUACAACCAACCCGAAUGAAAAUUCCAUACAAGGAUCUUUCACCUUUUUGGUGAACACAAAAGACAAGGAAGACAUACCCUCAUCAACCUUAGAUAUAGCUCAAGAACCAGGCGAAAAAUCGGCAGCAGAGGAUCAGGCUGUUACAAUCAACCCGAAUGAAAUUGACUUUCAAAUUUACAGUACCACUGAGCUGGAAAACAUGUUGCGUGACGUUGGCGUGGACACCUUUGGAAUGGAUAAAUCCAAGCUUAUCAAGUGCUGUAAAAGUUAUGAAGAAUUGAUUACUAGAGCGCGUAUCUCCCGAAAGAGUUGCUUCGACAUUCGUAAUGGACAAUUCAAGCCUUGA